AAACAUGUUAUAUUUUGCUUAAAGUGGGUGAAGCGACAGAGAAAGAGGAGAGAGAAACUUCGAGGAAACAACCUUCACCGUUCAUCAUCAUCAACAAUCCAACAACAAAAUCAAUAUCCAUUCUUAUCAUUUCUCAGUCACUGACACACUCAAACUGACACCUUUACCUUCUACCUUAAUGCCCUUCAACUCCAACUGCCUCACCCUCUCUCGGCCCCUCCAAGGAUAGAGAAUUUAUGGGCGGAUCAGUUUCAAAACGAAGGAGUUCUAGGCGACGUUCGUCCUCAAAUUUUUUUCCUCGGUAUCAAUCGCCUUAUUUGCCACAAAGCCAAGAUCAAGGGUCUGUGAGGCAUUACGGGUAUUCAUCUCAAAGCAAUGGGGGUGGUCCUGCACCAGAACAAGGAAAGAAAUCAGAUGGGAAGUAUUCAAGGAUAGGUGAUAAUUAUAAGAGCUUAGACCAGGUAACUGAAGCUUUAUCAAAUGCUGGGCUAGAAUCUUCCAAUCUCAUUGUUGGUAUUGAUUUUACGAAGAGUAAUGAGUGGACAGGUGCAAGGUCAUUUCAAAGGAGAUGCCUGCAUUACAUUGGUCAUGAACAAAAUCCGUAUGAGCAAGCUAUAUCUAUCAUUGGAAAAACUCUAUCUUCCUUUGAUGAGGAUAACUUAAUUCCCUGUUUUGGUUUUGGAGAUGCAUCAACUCAUGAUCAAGAAGUUUUUAGUUUCUAUCCUGAUGAGAGAUUUUGCCAAGGAUUUGAAGAAGUGUUGGGACGAUAUAGGGAAUUGGUCCCUCAGUUAAAACUUGCAGGACCAACAUCAUUUGCCCCAGUCAUUGAGAUGGCAAUCACCAUAGUUGAGCAAAGUGGAGGCCAAUACCAUGUCUUAGUGAUUAUAGCUGAUGGCCAGGUGACGAGAAGUGUUGACACUGAGCAUGGUCAGUUGAGUGCACAAGAAAAGAAAACUGUGGAAGCUAUUGUGAAAGCUAGUGAAUAUCCCUUGUCGAUCAUAUUAGUUGGGGUUGGAGACGGACCGUGGGAUAUGAUGAAACAAUUUGACGAUAACAUCCCAGCACGAGCAUUUGAUAAUUUCCAGUUUGUGAAUUUCACAGAAAUAAUGUCAAAGAACAUGGAUAGAUCAAGAAAGGAAACUGAGUUUGCAUUGGCUGCUUUGAUGGAAAUACCCUCCCAGUACAAGGCUACAAUAGAGCUCAAUAUAUUGGGUACUCGAAGAGGGAAAGAUAUCGACAGGGUUCCUCUGCCGCCGCCUCUAUACGGUGCAGCAUCUUUCAAUUCCCCAAAAACUUCCCGUCAGAACAGUUUUCGUCCCAGUGCACCAUCUAGCAGACAUGAUGUUAGGCCGAACCCUCCCGCAACUUCUGCUUCUGAUAAUCAGGUUUGUCCCAUUUGCCUCAGCAAUCCUAAAGAUAUGGCCUUUGGAUGCGGGCAUCAGACAUGCUGUGAGUGCGGACAAGAACUUGAGUUAUGCCCCAUUUGCAGGAGCACCAUCGAUACUAGAAUAAAACUUUAUUAGAUGAUCUCUUAAAUCUUGUCCCUGAUUUUUCCCGUUGAGGUAUGAAACCAGGAUAUCAGAGAAAGGGAGCUGAGUCCAAACCAUUUUCUUAUUAGCUUCUCAUUGUACAUAUUUUUGCCAUUUAUGUUUGAGCCUAUGCUUUUAGCGCAUUUUAUACUGGAGUUGGAUUUGCUUUGUUACUAUAUUCAUUUUAUGCAAUUCAUCAAUAUAAUAUUUCAUACUUGUACA
Molecule: messenger RNA, 1751 nt
Organism: Vigna radiata var. radiata (mung bean)
Lineage: Eukaryota; Viridiplantae; Streptophyta; Magnoliopsida; Fabales; Fabaceae
Product: E3 ubiquitin-protein ligase RGLG2
Exons: 12
Coding region: 237-1523 (428 amino acids)
Source: RefSeq, a predicted model, not a curated record